This is a messenger RNA of Cuscuta campestris, 1991 nucleotides long. The record is from the annotation of a GenBank genome assembly. NCBI's taxonomy places the organism in Eukaryota, Viridiplantae, Streptophyta, Magnoliopsida, Solanales, Convolvulaceae.
GACGAAUUUACCCAUAAUGCCGUACAGUUGCUCAGCUCUCACUCCCUCCACCCACCCACCCCCACAAUGCCUCUCCUACAAAUACCCCCCCACAACACAUUCCUCAUCAUAUACUUGCCAUCAUCCCCCCACUAGCUACUCACCCAUCUCAUCCACAAAAACUUCUUCUUCUUCUACAAUUCUCCGAGUCUUCCCACACUUAGUAAUUAAUUCACCUAUAAACUCUAAUUUUUUUUCUAGAUCUUCCCAUCCCGGCUGCCAAACCUUGUUUGAGGUGUUGAGAAGGAUUUUCUUUUAAAGAUGCCUCCACGUGCCUCCUCUACGGCGACCCAUAGCUUCACCGCCGCGCAACACUCUCCGCCGCCGCCUCUUCCCCCGCCGGCGAAGAAGCCCAGAGAAGGCAUCAGCUCCAUUCUCGGGUCCGAGUCCGAUCACCGUGCGAUGUCAGCCCCGGCCGCCGCCUCCAUCAGGAGAACCCUCUCCGCCGACAUGUCCUCCAAGAAAUGGCUCUCCCACAACGGCUUCUCCGCCGCCGCCGCCGCCGACGACCACCGCCCCGGGCAAGACGAAAUCUGGAGAGCGAUCCAAACACAGAAAACAACCCAACCAAACAACGACGCCAUAAAGCCACCGGCGACGGCAUUGAUACGCUCGUCGGAAUCUUUCAGCUCAAUCGUCUCGACGGCGUCGUUUCAAUCAACAGAAGACCCGUUCUCGCCCAGCCUCCUCCCCGCCGUCGAGAAGAAACCGCCGAAGAAGAUGAGCUUACAGAGCCUUCAGAUCUGCACGGAGAUUCUCUGCUCCGAGACCGGCGCCGACGAUUUCUCGGCGGACUUUCCAAUCGAAUAUCCCGACGACACGGAGAGGACGACACCAUUGAAGAACAGGUACAGCAAGAGAGCUCCGCCGAAGCCUCUCCCGCCUCCCCUGCCUUCCCUGAAUCUGGACAAGAAUUCCCUCCAGAUUCUCCCCCGCCGGCAGAACGGCCGCCUUACUCUGGAAGCGGUCUCCCUCCCGCCACAGGAGUAUCUCCGGGCCGAACGCCGCGACGGCCGCCUCCUCAUCGUCCUCGUCAACAAAUCUAAUCACCAUGAAACAGAGGAAGACAACAACAAACUGAACAAAGAAACAGAGUUGGUGUUCAACGACUUCGAAGAAGAAGAAGAAGAAAUCGAAAAGCGCGUAAAAGAAGAAGAUGAUGACGAAGAAGAAAAAGAAGAAGAGAAGAAUAUAAUGGAAGUAAUGGCGGAGCGGGAAAUAAAUAUCCCGAGGAGGUAUCCGCCAUUGAUGAUGCAGUUCCCGGGGCUAGUAUGCAAGAAACACCCGCCGUGGACGAUAAACAGGGCAGUGGCGGCGGCGGACGGCGGGGAGGACGACGUGAUCAUCAACCAACUCCAACCCCACUCGCUGCCGCCGGCGCCGGGGGUGGCCGGGCUAAUCGGGGACCCACUGCCGGCUGCGACGAGCACAACUUUCGUGAAUGCGUACGACUACUUCUGGAGGAAAAAACCCGCAGAAACAGAGCAUUUGAUGGGGAAGAAGAACAGAAAUGAAAACUGGGAAUUGGGAGAGACGGAGAAGAAAAGGAUGGACAGCGUGGUGCUUUUGAGAGGGACGAAGGCGAACAAUAUGAACAUAGCGGCGGCCAUGUUAAACAAUGGGUGCAAAGAUGGGAGAAGGUGGUCGUCGUCUUCCUUGCGACUGCGGGAUCCUUACUGCAUUGCCACUACCUGAUUCCAUCCAUCAUCAUCAUCAUCAUUGAAUUGAGCCCUCUAAUGAUUGAGAUUAAACCAUUCUAAAUCAAGUUAAUGAAUGUAUACUCCUUAUUUUAAUUAUUAAUCCCCCAUAGUUAACAAGCAAAGAAUAAUGAUGAUAUAUAGUGUAUACUCGAUCUGUAACUCCGUGUAUGAUGUAGUGCCCUGGCCUCCCCAAUUACGACCAUAAUAAAGAAAUACGGAGUAUUUGCAUAGCAUUAAAAUUUAAGUCAUUUC